Messenger RNA from Cylicocyclus nassatus, 1908 nucleotides. Lineage: Eukaryota; Metazoa; Nematoda; Chromadorea; Rhabditida; Strongylidae. The record is from the annotation of a GenBank genome assembly.
AUGACUGUUCGUAUCGAGAAGAUUGCGGAUUCCGAUUUAAAGGAACGACUUAUGACUAUGGGUUUUAUCCCAGGUACGAAGGUUAAGGUUUUGCGGCCUGCUCCGAUGGGAGACCCGAUGGCAUUUGGUAUUCGUGGCUACAAUGUAGCAAUGCGAUUAGCCGAUGCAGAUUUAUCCGUAGCACUUACUGGUAAUCCUAAUACUGGUAAAUCUACUAUAUUUAAUGAGCUUACCGGAGCACGUCAGAAAAUCGGUAACUGGCCAGGCGUAACUGUAGAUAAAAAGGUUGGCUAUACUAAGCUUGAGGACUGUAGCAUUACUGUGGUUGACCUGCCGGGUACUUACAGUGUAAAUGCACGUUCUCCAGAGGAAAAAAUCGUUAUUGACUACCUAUUGCAAAAUCCAUCUGAUGUGGAUGAAGCACAGAAGCGUGGUGUGGUAGUUGACCGUGAGAAAUUACAAAACAUCUUGGGUUAUCCUGUUACUGAGGCUGUAGGUCGCAGCUCUCAGAGUGUGGAGCGUUUGAAGGUAACAUUUACUAAGACUCGCAUGCAGGAGUACAAGCCAAGUGAGCGUUUGCAGAGCUACAUUGAGAGCAUAAAAGAGGUAGAGGCUGGCAGUGGUACAGCAGAUGAAAAGACUGAACAGAUUAUCAAGAUGCGUUAUGCGUUCAUUGAUGAAAUCGUGGCUGAGGCAGUAGUUAUCACCAAUACUGGUGAAACUGUUUCCGAGAAGGCAGACCGUUUCUUGGCAAAUGGUGUUUUGGCAUUACCUAUUUUCCUGGCAAUCAUGUAUGCAGUGUUCCAGAUUACAUUUGAAUGGAUAGGACAGCCAAUAGCAGAUGCACUUGAUGAGUUUAUCGGUGGCGACUUUACAGAUAUGGUGGCUGAGGCUCUUGAAAGUGCAGAAGUAGCAGAUUGGAUGCAGUCACUUAUCUUAGAUGGUAUCAUUGGUGGUGUUGGUUCUGUAAUAAUAUUUGUGCCAUUGAUUUUCAUUUUGUUCUUCUGUCUGAGCUUCCUUGAUGGCACUGGCUAUAUGGCGCGUGUGGCGUUCAUCAUGGACCCAAUCAUGCGCAGAGUUGGUCUUACCGGUAAAGGUGUUAUGCCUCUGAUUGUGGGCUUCGGCUGUGGCGUUCCAUCUAUCAUGGGUGCUAGAGCAUUGGAUUCUGAGAAAGACCGUAUGCUAUCCAUUAUGGCAUCUCCAUUCUUGACCUGUGGUGCAAAGCUUCCUAUCAUGGCACUUUUCGCAGCGAUGUUUUUCCCAGAUAAUGCCGCUAACGUAGUAUUCGCUAUGUAUAUUGUGGGCGUUGUCAUGGCUAUAGCUUCCUCUAAGCUGUUAGGUUCAACUGUAUUUAAGGAUGGUGGUUCAACCUUCCUGCUGGAGCUGCCACCUUACCGUUUCCCAGAUAUGAAAACCGUUAUUGCUGGAAACCUGGGAGAAGGGCAAGGGGUACUUAGUGCAUUUGGUUCUGAUGGAAUGGUAGAGGAUAUGGCUGACAGCUACCUGGCAACUAUCGGUGGUGUAGUUGGUGCAUUGUUUACCUUCCAUGGCUUCGGUACUUGGGAAGCUGGUGCAGCUGCUAUCUCUGGUAUCUUGGCUAAGGAGUCCGUUGUAUCUACUAUCGGUGUUCUCUAUGGUCUGGCUGAUGUUUCCGCAGAGGCAGAGGAUGCAGUCGAGACCGCAGAAGCACUUAUGGAAACUGGUAUGGCAGCAAGCUUUACAACUAUGUCUGCAUUGGCAUUUAUGGUAUUCUCUCAGCUUUAUACACCUUGCGUAACUGCUCUUGGUACUAUCAAGAAAGAAGCAGGACAUAUUAAAUGGAUGGUAUUCGCUGGCGUGUAUAUGUUUGCUGUAGCGUGGGUGGUAUCGCUGAUAGUUUAUCAGGCAGGUACUGCAUUAGGAUUUUAA